This is a messenger RNA of Stylonychia lemnae, 951 nucleotides long. The record is from the annotation of a GenBank genome assembly. Lineage: Eukaryota; Ciliophora; Spirotrichea; Sporadotrichida; Oxytrichidae.
AUGGAAAGCAUUCAUAAUCAGUAGUUAAUCGAAAAUGUAUAGCAAAGAAUAGAGAUCUCCUAAGCAUAUAUUGAUGAAAAGGAAAGUGAGGAGGCUAAAAGUUAAGAAUGGAGAUAAGAUUUGAAAAUAGGAGAUAUGGUUGAUGUUUCCCUAGAAUUGCCUGGAUUUGAAGCGUAAAAUGUAUGGGUAUAAGCAUUAAUUGUUUCAAUUACAGAUCUUACCUUUCUUGAACUAGACUUUAUUUUUGAUAUUUGGCAGGAAGAAACCUUAAUCAAUAAAUGGUCUUUGAAGGUUGCUUAAUUCUAAAGAUUUAGAGUAUAAUCUGAUACUGGAGAUUAUGAAGAUUCGCAGUUUGGAUAAUACAAAGGAUGUUGUUAUAAAUUUGAUGAAUGGAUACCAUUAAAUUCUUAAAGAAUAUAGCCUUUUCUUUCAUAAACAUUGAAAGGUUCGAAUAUGAGGAAUAAAGAAAAAUUACUAGCAUUACCUUGUUCAGCAUUUGGGACUAUCACGGAAUUAAAUUCUUUAACUGAAAAUGGAAAAUAUGUAGAUUAAGCAAAUGAAUAUAACGAGUCUCCGCUUUAUAUAGCUUGCUUAUUUGGUAGAUUUGAGGUUGUUGAAUAUUUGAUAUCAAUAAGAGCUAAUCUUAAUUAAAGAACUGAUUACGAUCUUUCACCUUUAAUGGCUGCUAUUUAAGAGGGUCAUGCAGAUAUAGUAAGACUAUUGAUUAGAAAUGGUGUUGCUGUAAAUCUGAAUACUAAAAAUGCCUAUUUUAGAGAAGAAAUAGUAUUCUAGGAUGAAAUUCUCAAACCAAUUUACGAGAAUAUAGAUUUUGAGAGAAUCAAGAAUUUAUUGAUGUAUCAUUAGUAAGAGAUAAGAGUGGAUUAAAAGAAAGGAACUUUCAAAAAUCUGAAUAAAAGUAUCUUUAGGAAAGUUAUAACUGAAUAUUUUUGA